Cyclopterus lumpus (lumpfish) is the source of this 2017-nucleotide messenger RNA. Its product is annotated as frizzled-7-A-like. The transcript has 2 exons. The coding region runs from base 284 to 1924 and encodes 546 amino acids. Gene Ontology annotation, molecular function: Wnt receptor activity; Wnt-protein binding. The record is from RefSeq and is a predicted model, not a curated record. Gene Ontology annotation, biological process: canonical Wnt signaling pathway; non-canonical Wnt signaling pathway. Gene Ontology annotation, cellular component: plasma membrane. Lineage: Eukaryota; Metazoa; Chordata; Actinopteri; Perciformes; Cyclopteridae.
CUAGGCUCUCAAUAACAGGAGAAAGUUUUCUUCUAUCAGAGACAAAGACCGGAAGAGGUCUGGUUACUGGACUUGAUUUAUUUUACUGGUCUGGAUUUUAUUUAUUGUACUGGUCUGGACUUGAUUUAUUUUACUGGUCUGGAUUUUAUUUAUUUUAUUGGUCUGGACUUUUUUUAUCUUACUGGUCUGGACUUGAUUUACUUUCACGGUUUGAACCCAGAUGGACUAAACCAGUUCAAGAGCAGGACUUUGGUUGUACUUCUUUGUGGAUUCUGGUCUCAUAAUGGCAGCAGAGAGACCCCGUCAGGGGGACUGUAUCCCAGGCUUCGCUCUGGUGGUCUCGCUCCUCCUCGUCUCGCCGUGCGUCUCUCAGCGUGAGAAGGGGAUCCCCAUCCCAGAUCACGGCUUGUGUCAGUUAAUUUCCGUGCCGCUCUGCAUGGACCUGGUUUACAACCAGACCAUCAUGCCCAACCUGCUGGGACACACCACCCAGGAGGACGCCGGGCUGGAGGUCCACCAGUUCUACCCGCUGGUGAAGGUCCAGUGCUUCGUUGACCUGAAGUUCUUCCUGUGCUCCGUGUACGUGCCGGUCUGCACGGUUCUGGAUCGAGCCCUCCCCCCCUGCAGGUAUCUGUGUGAGCGGGCUCGGCUCGGCUGCGAGGAUCUCAUGAUCAGGUUUGGCUUCCAAUGGCCCGAGAGGCUCCGCUGCGAGGACUUCCCGGUCCACGGAGAGGGGCUCUGUGUGGGGAAGAACACAACAGACUCAGAAGACCCCACGUCAGACCCUGACCCCAACCUUUUCAAGGUUCUGACCCUACCGAGCCCCAACCAUCCCUUCUCCUGCCCCCGGCCACUCCAGGUGCCCCCUUACCUCAACUACCAUUUCCUGGGGGCGAAGGAUUGCGGUGCCCCCUGUGAGACCUCUGAGCCCAACGGACUGAUGUACUUCCGAGCGGAGGAGUUGAAGUUUGGCCGGCUCUGGGUCGGGAUCUGGUCCCUUCUGUGCUGCGUCAGCACCCUCUUCACCGUGCUCACGUACCUGGUGAACACAAGGCGCUUCAGAUACCCGGAAAGGCCGAUCAUCUUCCUGUCCGGCUGCUACUUCAUGGUGGCGCUGGCGUACGCCGCCGGCUUCCUGUUGGAGGACAAAGUGGUGUGCAGUGGUUUCAACAGGGGCGGAUACAAGAUGGUGGCUCAGGGCACCAGAGGGGACGGCUGCACCGUCCUCUUCGUGAUCUUGUACUUCUUCGGCAUGGCCAGCUCCAUCUGGUGGGUCGUCCUGUCCCUUACCUGGUUUCUGUCCGCUGGGAUGAAGUGGGGCCAUGAGGCCAUCGGGGCCAACUCGCAAUUCUUCCACCUGGCAGCCUGGGGGGUGCCGGCGGUUCAAACCCUCACCAUCCUGGAGAUGGGGCGGGUGGAGGGCGACCUGCUCACCGGCGUCUGCUAUGUGGGGGUCCAUGACGUAGAUGCCCUGCGGAGUUUCGUCCUGGCGCCGCUGCUCGUCUACUUCCUCGUCGGCUCUUCCUUCCUGCUGGCUGGCUUCAGAUCGCUGUUCCGCAUUCGAACCGUCGUGAAGCGCAGCCACACCGAGACGGCGGCGCUGGAUAGGCUGAUGGUGCGGAUCGGUGCAUUCGGCGUUCUGUAUGCGGUGCCCGCCGCCGCCGUCAUCGCCUGCUGCCUCUACGAGCAGGCCUUCAGGCCGCGGUGGGAGCGGACAUGGCACAUGAAAACCUGCGAGCACUUUGCUGUGCCGUGUCCCUCCGGGAACUUUGCACCGCUGACGCCGCACUUCACCGUGUUCAUGGUCAAGUACCUGAUGACCCUGAUCGGUGGAAUCACGUCCGGCUUCUGGAUCUGGUCCGGAAAAACGCUGCAGUCGUGGUUACAGUUUUGUAAGAGACUGAACCGCAUUAACCAGGAGUAGAGGACGGAGUAGAGAAUGUUCCAGAGGACGGAGUAGAGGACAGAGUAGAGGAAGGAGUAGAGGAACGAGUAGAGAAUGUUUCAGAGGACGGAG